GUACUUAUUGUCAUGCCUGCGAAAGUGGCUGUUAGCCUGACCUCCAAACGAAACCCAUACACGUUUGUAGUACCAUUGAUCAUGAGGUCUAAUGUGUCUCUAUCCAGUUUUUGACAGAUCACACUUAAGUUUGGAUAAACGCAUGUGCAUAUGUUGUAUUCGAACUGCCAUUGCACACGGAUGACGCCAAUCCAUGUAUAUAUGUAUACCGAAUGAAUUCGACGAGGAUACUCAUACCGCUUUUGUACGGCCAACUUAGUGCAUGGAAGCGGCACUCGAGCAAACAGAAAAUAACAUUACCAGAACAUGAAGAAGAAUGAAUUAAACGAGCUGGAGGUCGAGUUUUGUUUUUCUGCUAUCCAAUCCGAGGUCAGGCGAUUGAUCGACCUGGGUGAGUGCACACCGAACGAAAUGGACCCGUAUCUGCGCUCAGACUUAGAAAAUUUUGUGGCGGAAGUAAUGGAAUCGUCAGAGCUUGCUAAAAGAUGUAUUUGUCUCCAGCGUCGUGUUCAUGUGACGCAGGGGCUUCAUUCAACUGCCAAACAGUAUUCGGAACUGCCAAACUCCACCACUAGACAGCUGAACAACCUCUUCGACACCACUCUGGACAUAACAACUGGGCCAACCGUGUCCGUGAUUGACGCCGAUCUUUCUACUCGUGUAGCCGUUGUUCGUGAACAUUUGUUAAAAAAUUUAUCCAGAGAUCAGGUAGAGUUAUUGAUGAUUCCUCAAGGCGUCGCAGUUAGUCUUUCUGAGCUUAACCGACAGUCAACGGAAGAUCACAACGGAUUCGGACUGGAAAAGUCAUGGAUCACAUCUGUCCGCUCUGCAGUGCGUGACUUACAAUUAACCGAAGAAGAACCGAAAUCCCUUGCGGACCCCAUUCAUCGUUAUUUGGUCACCUUCACCGUCACUUUGUUGCGAAUGCUGAAAAACUGUAUUGCGGAAGUUUUGAAAACCGAUUUUCCACAGGGACUUUCUCAGACAGUACAAACUGAAAGUACUACACAUUACGAUUACCUUAUGUAUUCUUGCCCCGUUCAUAUAAUGGCGAAACGAAUUUACACUGGACCGUCUAUAAAGGAGGGUAUUCACACGUCUGAAUGGCAGGAUCCUCUAAUGGUUCAGUCAAGAGCACGCGAACUUCACAUAUUAUCUGCAUACUUGCGCCAAGCGAAUCGGACCCCUGCCGUACUAUAUGGCCCUCCCGGAUGCGGAAAGUCUAGUGUCAUACGCUGGCUGGUUAGACACUACGAGGAAACUGGAUUAAGCGAAAGUGUGGGUGACGGUCAAAACUCCACCUCGUUUACACCCAUCGUAGUUGCAUGCUGUGCAAAGAUAACCGCGAUCUCUUGUGCGCUGCAAUCGACUAUCGCUUAUGUCGCACAGGAAUUGUCUCAUCGUCUUGGCAAAUCUGACCUCCAAGCAAGCAUCACUUCAGCUUGCGAAUACGCUGAGGCUGUGUAUUGUUUGGAGCGUACGCUUCGCUUUGCUAGCGCACAAAAACCAGUGCUCCUAAUAUUUGAAGAUGUGGAGAGAAUAUACCCCGAGGAACACGUGGAAAUGUUCCGGUGGCUCCCACCUCAACUACCCAAUAGCCAUAUCCGCAUAGUAAUAAGCACCAACUCUGAAAGCGUUUUAGCUGGGUUUCGCAAACGGUACGAAAACGGAUGUUGCCUACAUUUUGGUCCGUGCUUCGAGCCUGGAUACGUUCUCACCAACCUUCUUCCCCAAUGGGUGCACAACCGUGUUUCGGCUCGGGCACAGUUUAUGGAAACAGGUGCGUUACAGCUUAACAAAAAUGUUGCGGAAUUGGCCAGCGACGCCGUCCAAAGAAACACCACUCCUCUCUUUCUCGAUACAGCGACAGACGUACUGGUCGCGUUUCAAUUUGGACAAAAUGCAGAGCACAACGAAUCGUUUCCCACCGACACGGCUGAGUUGUUCGCCCUACGCUUCGGAAUAAUGUAUGAAGCCUUGAUGAGAGAGAAACCCCUCCUUGGCAGUCUAUUCACAAUUACCCUCUAUUUAGCAUGUGCACGCAUCGGCCUCACUUUAACCGAGAUGAUCGGAGUUCUGAGCCUGGAUAAAGAAGUGCAACGUAGCUGUGGCGAACAAGACGCCUCUAAUAUGCAUCGGAUAUUUCCAGUGGGUUGCUUAUUGAAUUUGUUGUGGUCGGAAGGUAUCGGUCUAAGCAAGCAUCUCACCCAAGUGCACACGGAUAACAGAUGCGUUGUGACAUUCAGACAUGAGUCGGGGAGACAAGGUGCGUUGCAAUUUUGGGCUUCAAGAGAGAAGUUGAUGAAACAGAGACAUACACCGAACAAAGCUGAGGCAAAUAUGGAAAUAAAGGAUGAACGUGGAUCUAUCCAAGACAUAUCCGCGUACAGUAAAUUGGUCGACUAUAGGCUAAGGUAUGCACAACUGAUCAACAGCACGUCUCCGGUGGACAGUCUCUUCAGUGAUGCUAACUUGGUAUCUGCUUACUACUGGAGGACUGUAGCUAAUGAAGCCAAUUCACCAAACGACAACACAUCUAAUUCUGCAGCGACUCGUACCAAUUGGACCUGCAAUUCCCGUCUCUUAACCGAAGUGCCGUAUCAACUGGUGCAGAUGGGAACCGCAGGGAUUGAUGAUCUUUACAAAUACGUUAUCUUCUCCUUCGAAUUUAUGCUCGGAAAAACUUUACAACGCGGAAGAGUAGCUGACCUAAUCACUGAGCUGUACUACGUCAGACAAUUGAAGGAAAUCUAUGCGUGCGAUGAAGUGAAAUAUUUGUUUAGCUUGCUAAAGAAGCUGUCUCCAAAAGUAAAUCACAAUCCUAUAUUGUUAAGUGUCGAAUUGGCUGGUCGCCUUGGGCAUUUGGUUGCGUCUGGGUACCAAUUCCUCGGGCGGACGCUUCUAGGUAGUCUGGAUAAAUCGGCUGUCAAGACCAACUGUCUUGUUCCAUUGCUUCCACAUUGUUAUUCACCUGCAGUUCAGCCUGACCUCCUCACCGCCUCUUAUGUGAGUGAAAACGAAACUAGCCUGGUCGCUCUGACGGCAGACCAAAGAUUUCUGCUCACGUUGUACCCUACGUGCCCUGAAAUUGAUCAAGAAGUAAUGGUCAUUACAUGGGAGACAACUACCGUGACCAAAUCCAACAUAUUUAGUCUGGGUAUGUGGCCACGCACCGUUUUUCAUGGGGCUUACUUUCCUGCGCAGGUAAGCAACAUGGCUCUGCUCCAAUACACAAGCAGAUCCACUCCGGAGAAUGAACACUGUGGUUUUCUGGUGCUCAAUCUGGAUAUGGGAAAAAUAGACGGAAAAAUUAGUCUAAAAACUAACGCGGAGUGCAAAUUAUGUGGCCUAACCAGACUUUAUGCCGUGAUAUCAACGUCGUUUGCGGAUGAUGAUGGCAACGCAACUGGUGCCUACGCUCAUAGUUUGACUUCUGCUCCGAAGGAAUCAGCUACGAUAUAUUCCAACUCCACUGGAAGCCCUGUAUCGCAUAUGCUCGAUGGGAUUCUUAUGCCUUGUUUGGUGGUGACCGGAGAUAGAUACCUUAUCGCUCCCGCCCGCUGGCUCAAUGCCACGUCAACAGGAAGCGACAAGAAGCAGCCGAAAGUGCAGAAAGUAAACGCUGUUCAGAUAGAUUACAGCAAGGGAACGACCUAUCUACAGGCUAUGAUGGUGCAUAGCCCAAAAAGAACGAUCGCUUGGUUUGACUGCAAAGAGCAGCCCAGAGUGUUACAAUGUAGCACAAGAGGCGAAUUUCUUUAUGUCGGCUGUGAGAGGUACGGAUUCGUAUGCCGUUUUGAAAUGAAUCAGAUAAACAAAAAGGAUGCACAUUGCUUGAUACCGACGUUAGAACUGAGUUUAGAACAGAAGUUGAAAGAAAUAUGGUCUGCAGAUGCCGAUACAACAUCUCUAUCCCCGGAAGUGCACAACCUUUUAAAGGAUUCAGAUCAAUUUCGCCCUAUCUACGACUCGAUUACGCAAGUGUCAGCAAGUCGCCUCUGGUUGUCAGGUGAUGAUCGACAUGUAGCUGUGCUGUACACGCUGCAAAACAAACCCCGGUUUAUUGGAAUAUGGCACACAGGAACGGCUAGUAUGACGACCAGUGUGAGAGCAUGGCAAGAUAGCGAAAUUCGCUUCGGUACCGAUCUCAACUCAAACAUAUUGCUACACUUUGUCAAGUCUAGUUCUGAAUGCCAAUGGAUCGAGGUAGUGGAUAUAACCCCGAGGUCUAGCAGACACAGUGCGAUAUCUACUCACAAUCAGUCAAUGGUAGGGAAAUUUGCGGUACCACGCGGCGAGCGGAUUCGCCGACUAACGAGCUUUGGCCAUCCGAUAGACGAUUGUUUCUUCGUUCGAUGUGGAAACGUAAUGAUCAUUAGCAGAGGUGAACUACGAGCGACUCCAUUGUGGGCAUUAACACACGAAAGCAAUCGGGAACUCGAUACAUCUUUGUGUUCUCUUGGAACGCGACUGGGGAAGUCUGCCUACCACAAAGACCUGGAUAUAGUAUUUUCAAUAGACCGGAAAAAGGAUAGUCUGUUCACGUUUUUCAAUAUUGUCACACAAAAAGUUGUUCAAGUGGUCAACAAAAAGCAUGAGAUUGACAAUGAGCUCUUCCUCGGUGGGACGUUGUUAGAUCCCAAUCCGUCAGAGGGCUAUGUUAGUGAAGAUGGCGAAUUCUUAGCACUAGUUUAUAUGAGGUACGGAACGUCGCAAAUGAUGGCACCGUACAGGGCCUAUUUCACCGAGGAAUAUGUAAAACCACAUUUACCACAAACGAAUUACUACACAUCUGAACGUAUGCUGAUGGAUUCCAACAAAGAACCUAUGUACAAAAAUUUGGCACACCAACAAACUAUUAUUCUUAUUUACGAAAUUGCUAAUGCAAGAUCAGGAGGAGAAUUACGUUGCCAAAUCUCACUUCUUGGUGAAACCGUGUUUCACUUCAGCUCCAAACACGGGCUGUUCACACUCCGUUCUAAUUACGCAAGUGAGAACAAGCUAAAACCCUUUCUAUCGGGAUCACGCGCAUCUAACAUCCCCGGCGAGCUCGCACCGAAGGCUAUUCUAUCCCGUUACUCGGUAAAAACUGGCGAAUUCAUCAGUAACGCAUAUCUGGAUCAUCCAGUUCUGCCGGGUUCGCAGAUCGUGGGAGACACCUUGCUGAUCUGCUGUGGUACGUCUGGUAGGUGGCUGCGUAUUUUCCAAUCCCCGGAGUUCACAAACUGCACAUACGAAACCGAUAUGAAGAAAUUGCUAUGGCAACAAGAUGAUCAUAUGAGAUCUCUGCAGUUUUCGAAAGUGUUCACAUGCGUUGCAAACAUCACCACGGUGGUACUGCAAUAUGUGUGCCCGAACAAACUCAAACCCUACAAAGUGGCAGUGAUCGAUAUGAAGAGAGAAUCAGAUCGAUCGUCUCUGAUAUCGCAGUUCAACAUACCGGAUGAGCUUCUCGAUGUAACACCGGACGGAGAGUUGGGGAUAGACGCCUCGAUGCGGCUAUACAACUUGAUAAACGGGAAUCAAUUGGCAGCUCUAUGUGCCCCGGAAUUGGUGCCCGGAAUACAAACUAUGCCGCACAUAAUUCGUGCAACAAUCACUGCAGACAAAAGUUACGUGAUCGUCAUCGUACAUACAACAGAAAACCCAGAUCCCUGGCUAGUCGUUGUCCGAAUCAACCCACAAAAGCAUUUUCCAAUUGUAGGCUGCGCCGCACUCAGUCCUGUGCAAAAACCUGUUUCGUUUCACUCUCCUAAAUUCUCGGGGACGGAAAGAUCUGUCACGACCGUUCGUAUGUCUGAUGGUCACAAUGGUCGAUUGCUAGUCGUCUUCUUGGAUGGUCACAACGAAUUCAAAAUAUUUGCUCUACAUGACCAACGGCAACCGAUGUCAGAAAUAGUGUAUAACAGCUGCGAGGAACGCAUUUUAAGCCUUUUACCAAGUGACCACACACAAGGAGACGCAAACACGCGGACAAGCAAGCAACGAAGGGCAAAAGUCUUGGACAACAAGUUCACGAAAUUUGGUCAGUCCCUACCAUUGAAGUUUUCUUUAGUCGGUGAAUGGGACCCGAACAUCUUUAAAAUUAAAGACGCCGAUAUAUAUUGAUAUAUAUAUUGUGAUAUAUAUAUAUAUAUAUAUAUAUAUCAGUUUAUUAAAACGGCAUCGGACCAUUCAAAACCAUGGACUUAUGAAUCGAAGAAAAAGAGCAAAAUGUACAACAUUUAGAAAAGAACAAAGAACACCGGCACUCUUGUCUUUUAUCCCAUGCCAUUUUGCGCUUGCCAUUUUUAAGUUCAUAUUUUUGAAAUCGGGAACUCAUGCAAAUUUGCGUGUACUCCUUCCAUUGCAUCCGGGUUUGUGUAAUUAUCUCGAGCGUUCUGAGCCACUGGCAUUCUUCAUCCUUGGGUCCUCAAACGGGUGGAUGUACUGAACCGGCAAUGGUUAGACAAG
Messenger RNA from Dicrocoelium dendriticum, 6453 nucleotides. The record is from the annotation of a GenBank genome assembly. NCBI's taxonomy places the organism in Eukaryota, Metazoa, Platyhelminthes, Trematoda, Plagiorchiida, Dicrocoeliidae.